Dimorphilus gyrociliatus is the source of this 758-nucleotide messenger RNA. Lineage: Eukaryota; Metazoa; Annelida; Polychaeta; Dinophilidae. The record is from the annotation of a GenBank genome assembly.
GUUUAUUGUUAUCGUAUAACAAAUAGACUUUACCCAUUAGUUUAGCGUAAAUAAGGCGGGAAAAUUGUAUUCAACUGAAUGAACUGGUGAAGAGAUUAUAUCUAAAUACUAUAAAUGAGGUAGUUGUUGGUAAAUGAUAAAAAAAAGGAUUAAAAGGUAAAGUUGAUUAAAAGGAGAGAAAGAGAAGAACAAGAAGAGCACAAGCAAAUGGAAUGAAAUUCUGUAAAAGAUCUACGAAAAUAAACUCUCUUUGGUUAUGGUGGUACGCUUUUGCCUGUAUUGGUAUUGAAACUUAUCUUGUUUAUAGGGCAGUUAAAAGAUGUACAAGCUAUAAUGAACACGAUUGGAAUGAAGUUAAAUCUGAUAAACCAGUUGGACAACUUUACACUUAUAUCGCUCUUAUUGUCCUGAGUGUAAUGUUUGUGCCAUUCUUAGUUGUUACGGCAUUAUUCCCUUCUGGAAACUUGGCGAAUGACGGCGUUCGUUUAGGUAAAGAAGCAAUUUUCGUUCAUAAUACGCAAGAUGUCACCCUGGGAAUAAGGAGUCGGGGAAGAAUACUAUGGCGCCAUCUAGCGCCAAUAUGUCAUGUAUGUCACGCGGCCAGCGCCUAUUGCCUAUUUUUUCCUGAAAUGAUUUUAAAAGCAGAAGAGAUUAAGCACGGUUUAGCUCCCAAAGAAACUAUAUGGGAGAGUUCUCUUGAUACUUUAUUUGAAAAGAAUAAUGAAGUUCGUUCGGGCAUAAAAAUCUAUAAUUAUUAA